Messenger RNA from Fulvia fulva, 852 nucleotides. RefSeq names its product Alpha/beta hydrolase nvfD. The record is from RefSeq and is a predicted model, not a curated record. Lineage: Eukaryota; Fungi; Ascomycota; Dothideomycetes; Mycosphaerellales; Mycosphaerellaceae. The transcript is spliced from 2 exons. The coding region runs from base 1 to 852 and encodes 283 amino acids.
AUGCGACAUGAAGGCCGCCGCAGACCCCCAUACGCGUCAGGGCAGCUCUUUUAUCAAUCCAACACUACCGACAUGACCACCAAACCAGCUGUAUCUAUUGUCUGGCUGCAUGGCGCGUGGCACCAACCAUCGCACUACAGCUCGAUCAUCGAAAAGCUCCAAGCACAAGGCUACGAAGUAGAAGCACCAGCCACAGCCUCUGCGGCAGACACCGCCAUCAGCGAUGUCUUUGCGGCGGAUGUUGCCAUGGCGAAGAAAGCCAUCAAGUCCUUCGUCGAUGACGGCAAGAAUGUUGUGGUGGCAAUGCACAGCUAUGGCGGCGUGUACGGAUCCGAGGCAGUCGCAGAACUCUUAGAGGACUUGAAAGGCGAAGAGAGCAAGGGUCGUGUGGUCCAUCUCUUUUACAUCGCCGCCAUCAUUCUGGAGAAGGGUACAAGUGUGCUGGACGAUGGCUUUACACCUCAUGCACUCGACUUCGAGAACGGACUUAUGCAUCAUCUCGAGCCCUACAACAAAUUUUAUGCCACAACUCCGCCGGAUGUGGCCCGGAAGGCCAUCAACACGCUGAAACCCCAAGCGACAGAGUCUUUUGCAACGAAGACGAAACACAGAGGCUGGGCGGACCAAGAAAUAUCCGUAACAUACCUCGCUUGUGACCAGGAUAGGGCUCUGCCACUCGACACAGAUGUUGCCAGAUUCAUCAAACGCUUGGAGACGGCCGGCCUGAAAGAUUUCAACCUGCGCAGGAUCGAUUGCAAUCAUUCUCCCUUCAUUAGCGCCGAGAAAGAGUUCAUGGAUGUCAUGAAUGAAGUGCUGAAGAAAGCUGCGACUUUUGCUGGGUCCCAGACGUAA